Molecule: messenger RNA, 590 nt
Organism: Cotesia congregata
Lineage: Eukaryota; Metazoa; Arthropoda; Insecta; Hymenoptera; Braconidae
Source: the annotation of a GenBank genome assembly
AUGCUGGUGGUAUUUGCCGGUGGUAUGUUGUGCAAUGGAUUGAUAGGUGAACCAAUACUUGCACCCUUAAAAAAUACACCCCAAGUAAUUGUCGCAACAGUGGUAUGGUAUGUGAUAUUUUAUACGCCUUUUGACAUUGGGUAUAAAGUUGCUAAAUUUUUACCAGUAACGGAGCUGGAUUUACAAAAUUAUUCGAACGAUUAAUUCGCGGUGUUUGGACACCAACUGCUAUGGAAUUUAUGCAACCUAGCUUCCCAACUAAAGCAUGCUUGGUAGCAUCGAUAAUAUUUGUCUUGGACAAAAAGACUGACUUGAUUUCUGCGCCACAUGCUCUUGUUUACUUCGGAAUUGUUAUAUUCUUCAUUUAUUUCAAGCUUUCGUCAAUCUUGUUGGGAAUUCAUGAUCCGUUUGUACCCUUCGAAAAUCUCAUCUGUCAAAUAUUCUUCGGUGGGCUGAUGGACCGUUUUACAAAAUUAUUUGGACGUGGACAAGUAAAAGAUGAAAAAACUGAUGCAAAAAAAAAUAAAAUCUUCGCCUUCCUUUUUUCUAGAUCAACGCUCAUUAAUUCGAUAAUUUAUAUCAGAAAUUAA